UUUGCUUUCAAGUCUCAAAAACUGUUUCUCCUAAAUGAGACGUAAGGGUCACAGUCACGGAGCAGUGUCGCCCUGUGCCGCUUGUAAGCUUCUCCGGCGAAAAUGUGUGAAAGACUGCGUCUUUGCUCCAUAUUUCCCGGCUAAAGAGCCUUACAAGUUUGCCAUUGUCCACAAGAUUUUCGGUGCUAGUAAUGUCAACAAGAUGUUGCAGGUGCUGUCGGAGAACCACCGGAGCGACGCCGUGAAUUCAAUUGUGUACGAGGCCAACGCGAGGGUGCAGGAUCCUGUGUACGGAUGUGUAGGAAUAAUAUCUUCAUUACAGAGACAACUCGAGACUCUCCAAACUCAGCUCGCCUUUGCUCAGGCCGAACUGGUUCAUAUGAAAACGCUCCACCGUAUUGACACUAAACCGCCGACCUACAUGGCAAGUGGCAUUAGUCUUCCGGCGAACAAAGACUUAUCAAAUGACGUCGACAUGGCUUUUGCGUACGAGAAUGGUGCCGGAGAGUCUCUUUGGUCGUGCUAGCUUUAGCCUGAUCUUAUGAUUCUUAUCUAUGCAAUAGUUUAAAAACAGCAAAAUGAUAAGAUUAUAAGCUAUAUAUACAUUAUUAUAUGAAGGUGGUGGUAAGUAUAUAACUAAAGUAAAUCAAAGUAGAUGCAUAGAGAAGCAAGUAGCAACUAAAGAAUUAAGAUUAUAAACUUUAUUUAUGCAUGCCUUCUUUUGGGGACUAUUUUGCUUUAGUUAAUGUUGGAAAAGUAAAAAAGAAAAAAGAAAAGAUAGAGGCAUAUAGAUGUAAUACUAUGUCUCAUGCCCCCCAUAAACGCUUUAAUUAAAAUAUUAAUGUUGCAAAUUGAUAUAUAGUCAUAUAUAUGUACAUUUAUAUGAAAUAUUGUUGUAUCUUCAUCGUAUGAUUUCCAGUUCUGAAAGAAUAAUAUAUAUUACUUUCAAUACUAUGAUGCUUUCUGUGUACUAUGUUCGUAUAAAUCAUAUUCAAUUUUCG
This is a messenger RNA of Eruca vesicaria subsp. sativa (arugula), 1001 nucleotides long. The record is from the annotation of a GenBank genome assembly. NCBI's taxonomy places the organism in Eukaryota, Viridiplantae, Streptophyta, Magnoliopsida, Brassicales, Brassicaceae.